This is a messenger RNA of Exophiala dermatitidis NIH/UT8656, 2018 nucleotides long. Its product is annotated as amidase. The transcript has 7 exons. Lineage: Eukaryota; Fungi; Ascomycota; Eurotiomycetes; Chaetothyriales; Herpotrichiellaceae. Bases 234 to 1880 code for a protein of 548 amino acids. The record is from RefSeq and is a predicted model, not a curated record.
CUGAUUGGUCAAUUGUUAACGUCGCUACGGGACAAGCGAAUGGACAAUCCCUUGCGAACAUACAACUGUAGGCUCCGUCCAAGCCGCGCAGAUCCAGCUUCUGGUCUCACUGGAUGCCCCUAAGAAUGAGGAGACAUCAGACGAAUCCGAACCCCGCUCGCGAAGCGGCCGGCUUCGGCAUUGGAAAAGUCGAUGAUAAAAGCCAGGGUUCUUCUCGCCCUCGAUAACUUCAUAUGCAGCCGUAUACACGUGUAUCUACCCCAGUGCCUGAGAUCACAAUGGUUUCCGACUGGACAGAACUUGUUGCAAAGAAGCGCGCCGAGGUAGCGAAGAAACUACCUGCAGAAUGGCGGCUUCCCUCCAGUGUUCUCGACACCGUCAGCGCCACGUCAGACAUCAGUGUGCUUGACGUGCCCGCCAAAUGUGGUAUUCUGACCUCAAGGGAGCUCGAGAUCACCGAGAAGUACGACGCAGUCGAGCUGGUUGCAAAGAUGGCUGCGAAGGAGCUAUCUGCUUCCGAAGUGACGCUCGCCUUCUGCAAGCGAGCUGCGGUAGCCCAUCAAGUGACAAAUUGCUUGACAGAAAUGUUCUUCGAUGUAGCUCUUGAAAGAGCCAAAUACCUCGACGAUUACCUGAGAAGGGAAAAGAAACCACUGGGCCCAUUGCAUGGGUUGCCCAUCAGCUUGAAGGAUUCGUUCAACGUCAAAGGCAUCCACUCCACGAUAGGCUAUGUGUCAUUUAUCAACAGACCAGCAGCAGACACCAACUCACCUUUGGUGGAUAUCUUACUGGAGAACGGCGCCGUCCUCUAUGUGAAGACCAACAUUCCACAGACACUUAUGACCGCAGACUCGGAAAACAAUGUGUUCGGACGCGUUCUUAACCCCCACAAGCUGAAGCUGAACGCUGGUGGUAGCAGUGGCGGAGAGGGAGCUCUGAUUGCCAUGCGAGGCUCAAUCCUAGGAGUCGGCACUGACAUUGGAGGCUCCGUUCGCAUCCCAGCUAUCUGCUGUGGAACUUACGGUUUUAAACCUUCCAUCGACCGUAUCCCUUACGGUGGUCAAGCAAAUCCAGUUCCGGAAGGCUGGACCGGUAUUAUGCCAGCAGCAGGGCCUCUGGCGCAGUCCUCUCGAGACCUGCGGCUGUUCCUCGAGUCCGUCAUCAAAUCCAAACCAUGGAACUAUGACUAUACCGCCCUUGGCAUGCCCUGGCAUCCCGUGGACGUGAAGCCCACUCUCACAAUUGGUCUUGUCUUGGAGUGCCCUACCUGGCCAAUUGCGCCAACCAUCAAGCGGGCAUUGACGACCGCGGUCAAAAAGCUGGAAGAAGCCGGUCACCAAAUCGUCGUCAUUGACAAAUUUCCUUCGUUCAAGGAAGCCACCGAACUAUCCUGGAAGUUCUUCGAUAUCGACAACGAAGGCACUGGCCUCAAGCAUGUUGAAGCAUCUGGAGAACCGUUGGUCACGUCAGUGAAAGACAUGUAUACCCCUCCGCCCGGGGGGCGUAAAGACGUGACCAUAGGAGACCUGUUUGCUCUGAACGAAAGACGGCUUCAGUUCAGAGCUGACUGGUUGAAGAUAUUCAUGAAGAACAAGCUCGAUGUCAUCAUCGCGCCGGGGGCACACAAGACUGCCGUACCGCAUGAUACCUUCAAGUAUCCUCCUUACACGGUGAUGUGGAAUCUCCUUGCGUACCCGGCAUGUAUCAUACCCUACCUGAAAGCCGACAAGGAUCUUGACCGUGCUGAUCCAAGGAUACCAGAUUAUGAUCCUGAAGUGGUCAAUGGUGCACCUUGCCAUAUCCAGGUGAUUGCGAGAUCGGAACAAGAUGAAGAACUGAUGGCUGCCGUAGAUACGAUUGCAAAGACGCUCGGGGUAUAAGGAAGAUUUGGUGGCAGAUCCAUGGCGGCGUCUGGGGACUCUCCGUAUAGCAAUGAGCUUCGCGAGAGGAGGGUAGUACUAAGUAGUGACGUGGAAUCAAAGUGACAGCCGCUCAUUCGCCGGUUGCAGAGAUCUCAG